GCGAAGAAGCGGGUUGUCUCCUCUGUGUCGAUGGAGCAGAGGAGCUUGCCUCCCCCAUACAGGUCAAACGCAACCGCUGGAAAGGAGCGCUCGCAGACCAUAAUGCAGCGCGGGAGUUGAGACGCGAUGUCCCAAUCGCCCCUGCUGCCCACUAGCACCCGAUCAUAAACUCUUCGACCACGAGAUUUCGAGUACAUGGACAUCGCAGUAAUGGAUGACCACUACUGCCUUCGAACGAACGAAUCAGGAGGCCAACGGCGUGGGCGGAAAAACGUGGCGAUGCAGUUUAGUAUUAACAAUCGAUUUCACGGCACGGUGUGGGAACGAGCCUUCGCAGGCGAUAUUGGAGUAAUCGCGGGCGUCAAGAAGCUGUCCAAGCCCAGUGCGGUAGCUAUGCCUGCUUCUGCUGCCUCCGUCACAUCUCCCGAUCAGGACCGUACAGCGGCCGCCGGGGCACAUUUGCCAGCGGUGGCCCAUCUGGACUUGGCAUACCAAAGGUUGUGCAUGCGAUGGCAUGGAUCGCUGCCCCCAACGAUUACAUCGCCAACCGAAACACUAUCAGCAAGCUCAGCGAAUUCAACAAAGCUUUCCUACCAGCCAACGAUUGCUGGUGUUCACACAUUCGCAGAUCUUCAAAUCGCUUGUCGACUGCCAUUACGAUGUCGAGGACAACGGGUUUACAGCACAGUAUCCCGGAUGAGUUGUGUUCGCCAGAGACGUUGUCGGGCGUUGCUCGCCCGAAGUGCUUACGUUCCCUGGUUCCGGAUCCAGAGCAACCCCCCAUUGCCACAGAAUGCGAACCUAUAUCGACAUCUGCCUCGCUUUUUGCGAUGUCGAUAUCUUGAACAGUUACUUCGCAGCAUGACUACGAGCCGAAUCAAGGGUUGGAUUACUUUGGCCAACGCUGACCGCAUAUUGAAGGGGGCCGCACCGAGGGAGCUUGCGGACCUUCACAAGCGGAUCGGUGCAGAAAUUUUGAAAAGGCCCCAGAUUUGCGAAAAGCAGAGAAACCUUCCAUUUCAGAGCGCAAAAUGAACCGCGGAUUCAGCCCCGACGCCGAGGGAUAGCCACCAGCUCCCAGCGCGGAAAAAACGCAGAUACCCUGAUCCGGGCCCCGCCAACCCGUCGCCGACCG
Fimicolochytrium jonesii is the source of this 1135-nucleotide messenger RNA. RefSeq lists its product as uncharacterized. Bases 196 to 1035 code for a protein of 279 amino acids. NCBI's taxonomy places the organism in Eukaryota, Fungi, Chytridiomycota, Chytridiomycetes, Spizellomycetales, Powellomycetaceae. The record is from RefSeq and is a predicted model, not a curated record. The transcript has 2 exons.